AUGUAUUCAUUUUCUGCUUUUGUAACAGACUGUGUGAGCAGCAGUAAUUCGCAUUUGCUUUUCAUCAGUGAUGACACGGUGUCCAUAUAUAAACAUCUGAAUACCCCUUUCUUUUCUGCCGGCAAACUGAUACUAAAGCCAUUAAAAGAAAAGGGAUUUCAGUAUUCCCACACAGAUACGCUGGUUUAUCACAUUUCCUGUGGAAAGCUCCUUUUGACGCUGUACGACCAGUGCUACCGUCUGACUGCCGGAGACUAUUUUUUUAUCCCGCCGGGGAACGUGUACAACAUACGUAAUCUCUUGAAUAAAGAAUGUGUUGUCUUCUUCACUCAAAUGAAAGGAAGCAGGUCCGAAAAUUCAUGAAACCUACCCUUGUAGCAACAUUUCUUGGAGCAACUUAAAGAUCGUCUCAUGUGGGAAGAAAAAAAAGGGGGGGAACCGCCCUAGCUUGCAGCAUUCCAGACUUGCAGGACAACAAAAUUAAAGAUAUUUUUGUAGUUUGAGUUGUAUGUUUUUCUGAUUAUUUAUAUUUCACAAGUUCCCUUCUGAUCUUGUCAUUUCAUUGACUGAACUGAUAGCUUGGCUGGCUCCUUUGAUAG
Lacerta agilis (Sand lizard) is the source of this 599-nucleotide messenger RNA. RefSeq names its product centromere protein C-like. The coding region runs from base 1 to 363 and encodes 120 amino acids. Gene Ontology annotation, biological process: kinetochore assembly; attachment of mitotic spindle microtubules to kinetochore; spindle attachment to meiosis I kinetochore. Gene Ontology annotation, cellular component: kinetochore. Gene Ontology annotation, molecular function: centromeric DNA binding. The transcript is spliced from 4 exons. NCBI's taxonomy places the organism in Eukaryota, Metazoa, Chordata, Lepidosauria, Squamata, Lacertidae. The record is from RefSeq and is a predicted model, not a curated record.